GUGCAAGACCUUCUAUCGAUAAUAAUGUGAUAAUUGUUCCAAUAGUAUCAUAGACGGAAGCAGUUUGGAAAUGUGCAGCUUAAAUGAUGAAAAUUUUGGUGAUGAUGGGGAUGCUGAUUAUAUGACACCGCAAACGGAAAAAGUUUUAUCGGAACCGAAAGGCAUUUGUCAUAAAUGUGGGCAAGAUGGUGAAAUUUAUAAAUUACAUUUCAGAGAAGCGGAAUGCAAAAUCUGCUUCAUCCAAUACGUGAAUCACAAGUUUCGAGCUACAGUGGGAUCUUCUAAAUUGCUACCUCGAAAUGCGGUCAUACUUUUAGUGUUCGAUGGCAGUGCAGAGGCCAUAGUCCUCUUGGAUAUGUUGCAGAAGGCACAAAUAGAAACGAAUUUUAAGAGACUGUGCUGUGAAUUUAAAAUACUAUUUAUUGAUGAUUACGAACUGACGAACAGAAAUUUAAAUGCUAUUGAUUAUAGCAGCUAUAUAAAAACUGUGCAAGAAUUUCUUUUCAAACAAGAGGGUGUUAAAAGUUAUGUUAUUAAUUUAAGAUGUGGUAAGGAUCAGGAACCAUUCGAUAUUGAUAACAUAGACUCGUACUUGGCACGGGAAACGGAUAAGGAGAAAAUAUUUGCAAGUAAUUUUUAUAGAAUCCAGACAACUACAAGUCGUAAAGAAUUCCUAAGAAUGCAUCGUAAUAAAUUAAUAGCUUCAGUGUCACAGUAUCUAAAUUGUAGAUAUGUUUUUAUACCUUCAAUUAACAUAAAUGUUGCAGCUGACCUGCUUUCAAGCAUUGUACUUGGUCACGGGAAUAACGCUGCUUUGGACGUUGCGUUCCUCGAUGACCGUUUGGGUAAUGGUAUAAAAUUAAUGCGUCCGCUUAAGGAUCUAAGUCAAUCAGAGGUCAUACUUUAUGUACGCGCAAGAAAUUUGAAAACAUUAAAAACAUCGCCUGAUCUAUUAUCCGGUUGCGGAAACAGUUUGCAAGACAUAACGGAAUUAUUUAUACAAGAUCUACAAAAAAACUAUAAAUCAACUGUUUCAACAAUAUUUCGUACUGGAAGUAAAAUAGCACCAAAUAAUUACCCAAAUCCAGAGGGAAAAGAGUGCAUCAUUCAAAAUUCGGAAAAUCAGAGUACUAGAUAUGAUCUUUGCACAAUCUGUAAUUCUCUAUUUUUAGCAGAAUCUAAAACUCUAUUGGCAGUUGAGUACUCUCGUUAUGUAUCUAAAGAAGUCGUAUCAUUAAUUGAGUCAUUUCCCGAUCACAAGGAAUAUUUGAAUUGCAAGAGUAAACAAGGAAAAAGUCUUUGUCACCGCUGUGAAAAUAUGCAACGUGACUGCGAAGUUAAUUUAAUAUAGCAAUGCUACAGAAUUUACAAAUAUUUUAUAUAUCUACGAACAUGCACUAUAGAUUUAGAUAUAAAUAAUUGAUGUACAACCGAAA
Anastrepha obliqua is the source of this 1436-nucleotide messenger RNA. It is a transcript of the gene Ctu2, whose product is annotated as cytoplasmic tRNA 2-thiolation protein 2. The transcript has a single exon. The record is from RefSeq and is a predicted model, not a curated record. Gene Ontology annotation, cellular component: cytosol. Gene Ontology annotation, biological process: tRNA wobble position uridine thiolation. Bases 71 to 1351 code for a protein of 426 amino acids. Gene Ontology annotation, molecular function: sulfurtransferase activity; tRNA binding. Lineage: Eukaryota; Metazoa; Arthropoda; Insecta; Diptera; Tephritidae.